Messenger RNA from Zingiber officinale, 1610 nucleotides. Its product is annotated as serine/threonine-protein kinase SAPK7-like. Bases 343 to 1434 code for a protein of 363 amino acids. Gene Ontology annotation, molecular function: protein serine/threonine kinase activity; ATP binding. The transcript is spliced from 9 exons. The record is from RefSeq and is a predicted model, not a curated record. Lineage: Eukaryota; Viridiplantae; Streptophyta; Magnoliopsida; Zingiberales; Zingiberaceae. Gene Ontology annotation, biological process: intracellular signal transduction; protein phosphorylation.
ACGCGGCCAAAAUAUCUCCUUUGUUUCUUUUUUUGGCCUUUUCCGCCAAGCAAACGCACUUUUCCCACUCUUGCGAACGGAAGCCUCCGCCGUCGUCCGCCACCUGACUCUCGUAUCCUGUGAGCUCAGCCGCCGCUCGCGCCUUCUUCCUCCUCUCACGUGCCGUCGCCAUCGUCAGUCUGCAUCUUUCUCUGUUUCCAGUCAUCUUCUGGAUAUAUAUAUAUUUAUUUAUAUGUGCAAAGACUUGCGUUUUCCUCGCGUUCCAUUUGCUUUCUCCGCACGCUCCGUGUUGUCUCCUCUUCCUUCCUCCCCCUUCGUCGCGAUCUCGAGGCGUGAACGAAGAUGGAGAAGUACGAGGUUGUGAAGGAUCUCGGCGCCGGUAACUUUGGCGUCGCUCGGUUGAUGAGGAACAAGGAUACCAACGAGUUCGUCGCAAUGAAGUACAUCCCCAGAGGCCAAAAGAUCAAUGAGAACGUUGCUAGGGAGAUCAUCAAUCACCGGUCUCUGUGUCAUCCCAACAUCAUUCGGUUCAAAGAGGUGCUGCUGACGCCGACGCACCUGGCGAUCGUGAUGGAGUACGCCGCCGGUGGAGAGCUCUUCGAGCGCAUCUGCCUCGCGGGAAGGUUCAGCGAAGACGAGGCGAGAUUUUUCUUUCAGCAGCUCAUCUGCGGCGUGAGCUACUGCCAUGUCAUGCAAAUUUGCCACCGGGAUCUCAAACUGGAGAACACCUUGCUCGACGGCAAUCCUGCGCCGCGAUUGAAGAUCUGCGACUUCGGCUACUCCAAGUCGUCGGUGCUCCACUCCCGCCCCAAGUCGACGGUGGGCACGCCAGCAUACAUCGCCCCUGAAGUCCUCUCUCGGCGCGAGUACGACGGCAAGAUGGCUGAUGUAUGGUCGUGCGGAGUAACACUCUAUGUGAUGCUGGUGGGAGCAUAUCCAUUCGAAGACCUUGAAGAUCCGAAGAACUUCAAGAAGACAAUGGCGAGGAUAGUUUCUGUGCAAUACAAAAUACCAGAAUAUGUGCACAUUUCGAGAGAUUGUAGGCAACUACUCUCCAGGAUACUUGUUGCUGAUCCAUCAAAGAGGAUAACGAUAAGUGAAAUAAGGAAGCUCCCUUGGUUCUUGAAGAACUUGCCUAGGGAGCUAACAGAAGUAGCUCAAUCAAUGUACUACAAGAGGGAUACCACCAACCUUUCCUACUCGCCCCAAAGUGGGGAGGAGAUAAUGAGCAUUGUCGAGGAGGCAAGAAGCAUCGUUCCAUCGUUGUCUACGGCUUUGUCAGACUUGGGUUUUGCAAAGGAAGAUGAGUUGGAGGGUGGCUUACAAAUGAAACCGGAGACUAAAGAGGAAGAUGAAGAAGAUGAUGAUGAUGAGUAUGAGAAGAGGGUGAAGGAGGUUCAUGCUAGUGGAGAAUAUAUGCAAUUGGUAAAUUAAAGGGACAAAAAGAGAAUGUGGAAGGGGAGAAAAAGAAGACUAAUGGUAUAAUUCUCUUACAUUACUUUUUGCUCAAUCUGAUCUUGUUUGUUGUUGUAUUGUAUGUUUGUUGCAUAACUAAGUGAGAACACUCUGUAAUUAUUAAUGUCAAUAAAAAAGCCUUUUGUUUCAUGCAA